AAAGGGAAAAAAAAGCCCAUCCCACACCCAAGCUCCGUGGCAGGCUCGCCUGCUACUUCUCCCAUACUUUUCCUCUCCUCCUCUCCAUUCCUCCCUCACUCCUCCAUCGCUUUCUUCUUCUAUUUCUGUAACUCUGUUUCAAUAUCCCAUACUUUUUCUUCCCCUCCUCUUCGCCUUCCCUCCUUCCUUCCUACCAUCACCCAAUCGGUUAUCAAAUAUGAGAGAAAUCCUCCACAUCCAAGCAGGCCAAUGCGGCAACCAGAUCGGAGGCAAGUUCUGGGAGGUGGUGUGCGACGAGCACGGCAUCGACAAUACUGGAAACUACAACGGCAACUCCCACCUCCAGCUCGAGCGAGUGAACGUCUACUAUAAUGAGGCCAGCGGCGGCCGGUACGUGCCCCGUGCCGUGCUCAUGGACCUCGAGCCCGGAACCAUGGAUGCUCUCCGCACCGGCCCCUACGGCCAGCUCUUCCGCCCCGACAACUUCGUCUUCGGCCAGAACGGCGCCGGCAACAACUGGGCCAAGGGCCACUACACCGAGGGCGCCGAGCUCAUCGACUCCGUUCUCGAUGUCGUCCGCAAGGAGGUCGAGAACUGCGAUUGCCUCCAAGGGUUUCAGAUAUGUCACUCGUUGGGGGGAGGGACGGGAUCGGGGAUGGGGACGCUGCUGAUAUCCAAGAUCCGGGAGGAGUACCCGGACAGGAUGAUGCUGACGUUCUCGGUGUUCCCGUCGCCGAAGGUUUCGGACACGGUGGUGGAGCCGUACAACGCCACGCUGUCGGUGCACCAAUUGGUGGAGAAUGGCGACGAGUGCAUGGUGCUGGACAAUGAGGCCUUGUAUGAUAUCUGCUUCCGUACCCUCAGGCUCACCAACCCCAGCUUUGGCGACCUCAACCACCUCAUCUCCAACACCAUGAGCGGCGCCACCUGCUGCCUCCGCUUCCCCGGCCAGCUGAACUCCGACCUCCGAAAGCUCGCUGUCAACCUCAUCCCCUUCCCCCGUCUCCACUUCUUCAUGGUGGGCUUCACCCCCCUCACCUCCCGCGGCUCCCAGCAGUACCAAGCCCUCUCCAUCCCCGAACUCACGCAGCAAAUGUGGGACGCCAAGAACAUGAUGUGCGCCGCCGACCCCCGCCAUGGCCGCUACCUCACCGCCUCUGCCAUGUUCCGCGGCAAGAUGAGCACCAAGGAGGUCGACGAGCAGAUGAUCAAUGUCCAGAACAAGAACUCCUCCUACUUCGUCGAAUGGAUCCCGAACAACGUCAAGUCCAGCGUCUGCGACAUCCCACCCAUCGGGAUGUCGAUGUCGGCGACCUUCAUGGGCAACUCGACGUCGAUACAGGAGAUGUUCAAGCGUGUCUCGGAGCAGUUCACGGUCAUGUUCAGGCGAAAGGCCUUCUUGCAUUGGUAUACUGGGGAGGGGAUGGAUGAGAUGGAGUUCACUGAAGCGGAGAGUAAUAUGAACGAUCUGGUGUCGGAAUACCAGCAAUACCAGGAUGCGGUGGCUGAGGAGGAGGACGAGGGGUAUGCCGAUGAGGCUGAGCCGGAGAGUUAAAUUGAUUUCGUGAUCGAAUUCAUGCUGCUGCUGGUGGUGUUGUGAGGUUUUGCUUAGGCUUCUAAUAAUGGAGUGAGAGGUGUUAGCUGUACUGGUGGCUCCUCCACCUCCAAGAGAUGAGUUGUGUCUACGUUAUUGUCAUCAUCUGUCCAUGAUGAUAAGGCUUGCAUUUGAGAUGUCUUUACUCAUAUUAUAAUAUGCAUAGAGAUGCUGAAGAUGCUCUUGUUUUCUUA
Phoenix dactylifera (date palm) is the source of this 1788-nucleotide messenger RNA. RefSeq names its product tubulin beta-7 chain. The record is from RefSeq and is a predicted model, not a curated record. Lineage: Eukaryota; Viridiplantae; Streptophyta; Magnoliopsida; Arecales; Arecaceae. Gene Ontology annotation, cellular component: microtubule. Gene Ontology annotation, biological process: microtubule-based process. Gene Ontology annotation, molecular function: structural constituent of cytoskeleton; GTPase activity; GTP binding.